Cetraspora pellucida is the source of this 1287-nucleotide messenger RNA. NCBI's taxonomy places the organism in Eukaryota, Fungi, Glomeromycota, Glomeromycetes, Diversisporales, Gigasporaceae. The record is from the annotation of a GenBank genome assembly.
AUGAAUGUAAGCAAGAAUAAUUUGAUAAAACAAUCAGAUAUAACAUUUCAUAAAAAAUCAAUAUUACAACAAAAUAGAAAAACAAAAUUAAAUAAAUUACAACAAGAUCUUUUGCAAUAUUAUAAAGAAAUAAUAAAUCAUACAGAUAUCUCAUCACAAUUACGAGAAAUUCAAUUAGCAAUAGAAAGAGAAACAAGAUUAUUUGCUAAACAAAAAGUAACUUUAUUUAAUUUAGUAAAUGAAAAAUAUCAAAAAAGUAUACAGCAAGAAAUAAUCAACAAUAUUAAUGAGAAAAUAAAUAAAGAAUCCAAUAUUGUUAAAUUACAAGUUGAUAUAAAAGAUGAGAUUGAUGAUGAUAAUAAUCUUACUUUUCAACAAAAACAUGAAUUACAUAAUAUACAUAAUGAAAAAAUUAGAAAUCUUCAUGGAGGACAUUAUGAUAAAAUGAUACAACUUAAUGUAUCAUUAAAUAAAGGCCAAAAAAAAGAAUUACAAGAUUUGAGAAAACAAUGUUUAAUUUUAUUAAUUAAUAAAAAUUACGACUCAUUAUUAAAUGAGAUUCAACAAUCAAAAGAUAUCGAAAGAUUAAAAGAUGAUGCAAGACGAUCACAAUUAGAUUUUCUUAUUAGUGAAAAUGAAAAUCAAAUUUAUAAUUCAUUAUUAACCAAGAUUCAACAAUCAAAAGAUAUUGAAAGAUUAAAAGAUGAUGAUCAAGUAAGAAGAUCUCAAUUAGAUUCUCUUUAUGGUAACGAUGAAAAUCAGAGUUAUGAUUUAUUAUUAGAAUUAAUUCAUAAUACUAUUAAUAAAAUAGAAUAUGAAUAUUUGACAAAUGAACGAACUAAAUCAAUACUUCAAGAAUUAUUGAAUAAAAGAAUUCAAUAUUUACAACAAUUAGAAGAAGUACCUAAACGCCUGCAAACAAAACAUCCUAUUGAAGAAGUUGAAAGUAAUAAUUCAACAACAAAUCCCGAUAAAGCAGACCAAGAACAUAAUUUAGCAGGAACAGUAGAUCAACAAAUAACAUAUAUAAUUAAUCAAUAUAGAAAAAUUUUAAGUGCUGAAGAUCAAAAAAAAUAUUUUCCUUGUACAAAAACUAAAACAGUAUUAGGAAAAGAUGAUUCAUUUCUUUUUGAAAAAAAUUACAAAGCAACAAAAAUUAAUGAGAUGAAAAAUAUAAUUAAUAAUUUAAAUAAUUAUUUGUAUGAAGAGCCUAGAAAAAAAGCAAUGAUAUCGAAAGAAAGAUUACAAAAACAUAAAAAAUUAGAAAAUUAUAAAAACAUCCAAUGA